GGCGCUGGGACGGACCCCGGGGUGAUCGCAAACCCGGAGUGUGAGGCCUCGGCCCGGCUGGCCCCGGCUCGCCGGCCCGCUCUGCGCCUGGGCCCGCGCUCGCUUGUCGCCGCCCCCCAGCUCGCCCGGAGGAGCCAGGGCGACCGCGCCCUCCCGCUGUGCGCCCGCGUGGCCGCCGCCGCUCCUCGGGAUCCUCCGGGGCUGCAGAGGAGUUCGCUACGGAGGGAGGCGGGGGCCUUCGGGAGGAGGAGGCGGAGGAGGCGGAGGAGGAGGGAAGGAAGAUGGCGGCCGUGGAACUCGAGUGGAUCCCGGAGACUCUCUAUAACACCGCCAUCUCCGCUGUCGUGGACAACUACAUCCGCUCCCGCCGAGACAUCCGCUCCUUGCCCGAGAACAUCCAGUUCGAUGUUUACUACAAGCUGUACCAACAGGGACGCUUAUGUCAACUGGGCAGUGAAUUUUGUGAAUUGGAAGUUUUUGCUAAAGUAUUGAGAGCUUUGGAUAAAAGACAUUUGCUCCAUCAUUGUUUCCAGGCUUUGAUGGAUCAUGGUGUGAAAGUUGCUUCAGUCUUAGCCUACUCAUUCAGUAGGCGGUGCUCUUACAUAGCAGAAUCAGAUGCUGCCGUAAAGGAAAAAGCCAUUCAGGUUGGCUUUGUUUUAGGUGGCUUUCUUUCAGAUGCAGGAUGGUACAGUGAUGCCGAGAAAGUUUUUCUGUCUUGCCUUCAGUUGUGUACUCUACAUGAUGAGAUGCUUCAUUGGUUUCGUGCAGUAGAAUGUUGUGUGAGAUUGCUUCAUGUGCGAAAUGGAAAUUGCAAAUAUCAUUUGGGUGAAGAAACAUUUAAGUUAGCUCAGACAUAUAUGGAUAAACUCUCAAAACAUGGCCAGCAAGCAAACAAAGCUGCACUCUAUGGAGAACUGUGUGCACUCCUGUUUGCAAAAAGUCACUAUGAUGAGGCAUACAAAUGGUGCAUUGAGGCAAUGAAAGAAAUCACAACAGGCUUACCAGUCAAAGUCGUGGUGGAUGUUUUAAGACAAGCUUCUAAGGCUUGUGUUGUAAAACGUGAAUUUAAGAAGGCAGAACAGUUAAUUAAACAUGCAGUGUAUUUGGCACGGGAUCAUUUUGGAUCCAAACACCCAAAAUAUUCUGAUACACUGCUAGAUUAUGGAUUCUACUUACUCAAUGUAGAUAAUAUCUGUCAGUCUGUUGCAAUUUAUCAGGCAGCCCUUGACAUUCGGCAGUCAGUGUUUGGUGGCAAAAAUAUCCAUGUAGCAACAGCUCAUGAAGACUUGGCUUAUUCUUCUUACGUUCACCAGUAUAGCUCUGGGAAAUUUGACAAUGCACUAUUUCAUGCAGAAAGAGCUAUUGGUAUCAUUACCCACAUCCUACCUGAAGAUCAUCUUCUUUUGGCUUCUUCAAAGAGGGUGAAAGCACUUAUUUUAGAGGAGAUUGCAAUUGACUGUCAUAAUAAAGAAACUGAACAGAGGCUGCUUCAAGAAGCUCAUGAUUUGCACCUGUCUUCACUCCAACUGGCUAAAAAAGCUUUUGGGGAAUUUAAUGUACAGACUGCAAAACACUACGGAAACCUUGGAAGACUUUAUCAGUCAAUGAGAAAAUUUAAGGAAGCCGAAGAAAUGCACAUCAAAGCAAUUCAGAUUAAAGAGCAACUUCUUGGUCAAGAAGAUUAUGAAGUAGCCCUUUCAGUGGGACAUCUGGCUUCUUUAUAUAAUUAUGACAUGAAUCAGUAUGAAAAUGCUGAGAAACUUUAUUUGCGAUCUAUAGCAAUUGGGAAGAAACUUUUUGGUGAAGGCUACAGUGGACUAGAAUAUGAUUACCGAGGUCUCAUUAAACUUUACAACUCCAUUGGAAAUUACGAGAAAGUGUUUGAAUAUCACAAUGUUCUGUCUAACUGGAACCGGUUGCGAGAUCGGCAGUAUUCAGUGACCGAUGCUCUCGAAGACGUCAACACCAGCCCCCAGUCCACUGAAGAAGUGGUGCAGUCCUUCCUGAUUUCUCAAAAUGUUGAGGGACCGAGCUGCUGAGGGAGGACCUCAGUUAACUAAUUUACCUUUUCCCAGAUUCCAGGGAAUUCAUACUGUGAAAUCAAAACCAUGUUGUUUUUUGGGGCUGGAAUUUGCAUUGAAACACUGGUCCAGUCCAUUGACCCUAUUUGGGUGAUCCCUAUCUUGCAGAGUGUCCGUAGGAAUAAGCAUAUAUUCAGUUAUAUUCAGCAUGUACUGCAUGUAUAAGUAGUCUGGCCCAUAUUUUCAACUUAGUAGAACAAACAACAGGAAAUUUUUAUUUCUUUUUAAAAAAAUAAUUCAUUUUGCAGAAAGCCUGAAAGAAAAAAAGAACCCCUAAAUAAAACUAUUUAAGAGUUUAAAAGAGUUGCAUUCUUAUUAUGUAAGGAUGAUUUUAACAACUUUUUAACAUACAAUGCUUCCUUGAGGAGGUAUUCAAUACUGUAUCGUAAAGAAAUUUUAUGGGGAAAAUCUUUAUAUGCAGUAUAGAAAAAAGUUAACAUAAGUACUAAUAGAAGAGGGACAUCCUGACUUAGGUUUAGCUACCUUACCCAGAGAAGUGGAUACAACCACUCCAGAGCUCUGUUACAAGGGAAGGACUGUCAGAUUCAUCUGAACUGGACCAGUGUUGACCUGUAAGUAAUAGAAAAGCUGAUAAACCAGCAGUUUUAACUCUUCGGUUGGUUUGGUUUUGUUAUGUUUUUUUUUGGGGUACAGAAAUGCAAGAUGCUCUGAUAGUUUUUGCUAGCAGGACCAGGAGGAUCUGAAAAGGACCAGCCUAAUGUAGAAAGGGGUUAUUUGGACCAGAGGCUUUAGGUUAUUAUUUUAGCCCCUGCCUAUACUUUUAUCAGUAGAAUGAUUUCACUUAGCUGUAUAAUGAGAAGUGAUAAUGCGAAAGUUUUAUUCAUGUAAUAGACACCAAACUCGGAAAAUUUGGCAAUUUCAGUGGCAUAUCUUUAGUCAAGGUACACAGAUGGCAGUGCAGUAAGCAAGUCUAUAAAUAUCUGCUGCAGCCAUUUUAAAUGUUACCCUGAUAGUCAGUGCAGUUAGCAAGUAUAUUGGCUAAGAGUCGUGAAACAGCUCAUGUCCAGAUGGGAAAUUUAGGUUACCGUGUGGUUUAUGGGGAUUGAUGGGAAAAUGAAUGCCCCAAAAUAAGCAAGUCUUCUUAGAAAUCCUUCAUGUUUAUGGUAAGUUCUAGUGCAAUUAGAUCAUUUUAUUUGAAAUUCAAGAGUCAGAUGGAGAGAUUCCCCUAGUGAUAUGUCUGUUUCACUAACUUGUCUUUCUGUUUAUUGGGUUUUGAUUUUUUUUUUUUAAGCCAGUCAGGUUAUUUAAUGUUGAGGUAAUAUUCAAAUUUGAGAAGUCGUGACAUGUAGCAAUCCAAGAAACAAAAAAGGUCUUUUGCUGUUACCUCAAUUCUUAGUAUAGUGGCCUAUUUGGUGCCUCUGUAGUUAAGAAUCAGGGUUUUCCCCCCUAUUUUCAGGGGUUCAUGACUUGGCUGUUAGAGAUAUUGUUCCUGGCUGAUGCUUGGAGUGGUCUGUGGGUGAGUGGAUGUGUGCUGAAUGUUGGUUUUCUUUUAACAGGCACGUUGGGGGUCGGAGGGGGAAAAACUUUGUCUGCCACAAUUAGUAUAGAAAAAGCAAUUGGAGAUUUCAGAUAAAUUUGAUUUUAAACACUUUUUUGAGCUUCCCAAAUGUAACCUUGUUUAUUUAAAACUGUUAUUUGCCAUCUUGUUAGUUAUGAGCCAGUGUUUUUAAGGUCCCAGGAGGGGAUUGACUAGGGGAGGUACCUAAAGAGAUGAAGCAGGCCCAGGUCCUAAGAUGAUAGCUAUGUGAUUUUGAAACCUGGAUUUAAUCCUCAGAUUGAAUUAUUUUUAAUUUUGAAAAGAUUACAUUGGCACACCUGCACCUCCCUCUCUCAGUUAAUUGCAACCUAAUGCCAAAAGGCAUCUCUUUAUUAAUUACCAAAUAGUCUGUGUGACCAAGGACUAACAUUUUUAAGUCACUCAGCUCUAUCCUCAUGGGCCUAUAUAUUUAAUACCUCCAAAGAUAUUUUAAGGAUAGGCUUUGUAUACUUUUGUUGGUUGUUUAGAGUCCUGUGGUAUGUUUGUGGUAUAGGAAUGUCAUGGUAAAUUGUUUUUCAAUAAAUAUUUUGAAAACUUA
Messenger RNA from Hippopotamus amphibius kiboko, 4177 nucleotides. RefSeq names its product amyloid beta precursor protein binding protein 2 (gene APPBP2). NCBI's taxonomy places the organism in Eukaryota, Metazoa, Chordata, Mammalia, Artiodactyla, Hippopotamidae. The transcript is spliced from 13 exons. Gene Ontology annotation, molecular function: protein binding. The record is from RefSeq and is a predicted model, not a curated record. The coding region runs from base 282 to 2039 and encodes 585 amino acids. Gene Ontology annotation, biological process: intracellular protein transport.